Papaver somniferum (opium poppy) is the source of this 744-nucleotide messenger RNA. RefSeq lists its product as uncharacterized. The coding region runs from base 151 to 744 and encodes 197 amino acids. The transcript has 2 exons. The record is from RefSeq and is a predicted model, not a curated record. NCBI's taxonomy places the organism in Eukaryota, Viridiplantae, Streptophyta, Magnoliopsida, Ranunculales, Papaveraceae.
CGUUCCCAAAAUAAACGAAAGAAAUCCUCCCUCCCUAAAUUAGUCCACGAGCUCUCUCUGCAUUCGUAAAAGAAACCCUAAUUCAUUCUCUCUAAUUAGGGUUUUUGUCAUCAAUCUUCAAUUAAGGUUUUUUUUUACUGUCAAUCGAUCAUGCAGCAGACUACAACAAUGUUAAAGUUCACUCCAACUUUUCAUCCUCCUAAUAGAAUAAUCAAGAAACCCCAAACUCACUUCACCAAUUUUCCCAACAUACACAAGAUCACCAACAACAAACCCUUCCAAAUUACUAAUUCUCCCAACAUAAACAUGACCACCAACAACAAGCCCUUCCACAUUUCAUCCUGCAGUAAGAAGGAUAACGCGGAUGCAAAUUCUGUAUUGAAGAAGGAUGCACCAAAGAACUCUACAUUGACCAGUGAGAAGGAGUUGCAGUUGUCCGUUUCUUCUGCUUUUGAGCCAAUUUUCUCAGCUGUUAAAUGGGUGUUUUCAUCUCUGACUAAAUUGGUUUCACCCUAUACAAGUACAUCCAAAUUCAAUGUUAAGCAUGACCAGUUAUUGUCCGAGCACACUGGAAAGGAGAUUGUCGGGGUUGUUCAGCAUGUGGUUCGUGAUCAUGACGGAUUACUGGAAAUGACUGUACUAUGUGAACAUGGUUUAUUGAAGAAUCUUAAAAUCAGUAGCUCUGACGUUGUCAAUCAGACCUUAUUCAAUGAGGAGGAGAACGAGAAAAUGUGGAGGAUUUAA